UGUAUCAUAUGGGGUUGUAUGUGACAAGAAGUAGGGUCGCCUGUCCAACCUCGUGGGUUUUCUCCGGGUCCUCCGUUUUCCUCCGACUGCUAAAGACCCCUACGCGCAAGCGAAUUAUUGAAAUAAAAUUGUUAGUCCCGAAAUUACCUAGUUUGUGUCGAGUGGACGUUAAACCACAUUUCUCUCUCUCUCUCUCUCUAGAGUUAUUGGCCUUGUUUCACUUUGUUCAACCUUGUUAAUGCUCGAUUGAUGAAAGUUAUCAUCUGAUAUGUAUGAAAUUUAUAUGCAUCAUUUAAAUUUGUGAAACAGAGGACUAUUGAAUUUCAGCAAUUUCUGUCAAUAAUUUCUAGAGUUAUGGCGGUUGUGAACCUUGUGAGCGUUUGAAUGACAAAAGUGAUCAUGUGAUCUGUAUGAAAUUUAUAUGCAUUAUUUAAAUUAGUAAAGCUAAAAAGCCUGUCAAAUUUCAACAAUUUUUGUAGAUUAUUUCCGGAGUUGAGACCCUUGUUUCAGUUUGUAGAACCUUGUGAACCCUCAAAUGGCAAAAAUUAUAAUCUGAUCUGUAUGGAACUGUCUUGUAAAGGCCUCCAAUUACCUACAAAGGAAUAAAUAUGUGACAACCCUUGUCGACCACUCGGACGAUUUAGCUGUUGUAGGCGUAUGUUUCGUUGCCUGGCAACCUAUCUUUUUUUCAGGAUGAUGAGAUGAGUGAGAGAAGAAUAGAUAAACAACUGGAAGCCGCUAAAUCAUCAUCUAAUGCUUUGAUUGGUUGUAAGUUUCAUCGUGUACCUGAAGAUUCUACGAUCAGAUUUACCAAAUGGGCCAAUAAUUUAACACCACAUCAACUGUAUACACAGAUGUAUACAUCACAUGGUCCAACGGUUGUCAUGCCAACAUGGUUUUGUAAACGAGGUGUGUUUGAUCGUGUUGGAGGGUUUGAUGAAGGAGGAAAGGGUGUACCGGAAGAUUUGAUAUUUUUUUAUCGUCAUGUAGAAAUGGGCGGUGAAGUUUAUCGUGUGGAUGAUGAUUUGAUGUUGUACAGAUAUCAUCCAGAUGCAGCAACAUUCUCAAUAAAACAGGAAACAAUUUGGAAGAUAAGAAUUGAUUUCCUAGAAAAACAAAUUCUAAGUCAUUGGCCAGAAUUCACUAUCUGGAAUGCUGGAAAACAAGGGAGGCGAUUCUUCCGAUCUCUGACGGACAUCAACCAAAAAAAGGUUUGUGCUUUUUGUGAUGUUGAUGAGAAAAAGAUCAAGAAGGCUGUUUAUAUUUAUGAAUACUCAAAGGAGAAAUACAAGCCAAGGAUUCCAAUCAUACAUUACAGUCAAGCUAAACCACCUAUUGUAAUCUGUAUCAAACUAGAUUUGACGUCUGGUGUAUUUGAGGAAAAUCUGAGAAGUUUGAAUCUUGAGGAGGGAAAAGAUUUCAUCCAUUUCAACUGAUGACAGACUGGCUGGUAUCAAGAGUGAAUCCAAGUCAAUCCCUGUAUAUCCUGCCGGCAAUUCUAAGAUGGAGCCGACCCCGUGUAGGAUGAGAUUUAUGUGGCCUGGGCAGUGACUCUAUUAGGGGUAGCCCGACUUUUGUAGCAAGCUUGUAAAAACCCUCUGACCAGUAGAAUGUUUACAAGGUUUUGUAUGUAGGCUACAAAAAAGUUUGAAUUCAGUAAACUGACCGAUAUUAUGGAAGAAAAUGGUGGCCUGACAACGGUAACAUCGAUAGGCACUGGAUGUCCCAUGCUAACAACUAGUCUUGGACCCCUGCAAGCGUCAACCAUGACAAGGGAAUCAGUCUUAAAAAAUGACGAAGGCUUCGUCCAAGGUCCUACAAGAUUUUGAUUUGAGUGUCCAAACUAUUACAACUGGAGAUAAUUUAAUAUAGAACAGUAGCGGUUCCCCCAUAAAAAUAAAGAUACUUUUUCUGAUUCACAACUCAACUUACAAAUCUCAAAGGUUCAUUGAUGGAAUUAUUGAUUGAAGAUGAAGGCCUGCUGAUCUACUGGUUCAGUUAUUAUAGUAAAUUCUAAUAAAACACUGAAUUU
Molecule: messenger RNA, 2032 nt
Organism: Patella vulgata (common limpet)
Lineage: Eukaryota; Metazoa; Mollusca; Gastropoda; Patellidae
Product: UDP-GlcNAc:betaGal beta-1,3-N-acetylglucosaminyltransferase-like protein 1
Exons: 8
Coding region: 702-1436 (244 amino acids)
Source: RefSeq, a predicted model, not a curated record